AAAUGCUUCGAUUUCAACUCUACUUGAUCAGUCGACAUCGCGAGUCGGUAGCUACGAGAUUGUUUCCAAUCGGUGUUGUCUUUGCUUUAAACUGCACUAGCACAUAGUUUCCCACCUACGAAGAUGAGCUGGCUGAUCUCAGCGGUCUUCCUCCUGAUGUCCCUUUGUGCCUUCGCGAAGGGCCAGGACACGAUUUCGGCGAUGUGCCUCUCGGACGAACGGUGCACCUCUGUGAAGCGUUGCGAAGACUCGGAUGAUUCCGGUCGCAGGGGAAUUAGGCCACGCAGCUCCCGCAUCUGCGGCACCCAAAUGGUCUGCUGCGAGAAAGCCCAGCUGGACAGCUAUGACAGAUGGAUGGCUGAGAAGACUACAACCGUGCCCUCAACGAUUCGAAACAAGGUAUCCAGUGUUCUGGAACCGCCUCCGAACGAGAGCUGCGGUCAGAACAUGGAGUGUGUACCCAGGAAGCUGUGCCGCGACAAUAUCAUCAACGACUCGGGGAUCAGCCUGAUCAAUCCGAGGUUCAGCCCGAUUCAGUGCAGCAAGUCCUUGUACCGCUGUUGCGCCGUGGAUCAAAAGGUGGAUGAUAGCGAAAGCUAGCGAUCGCAGCGAACGGCGAUAUUAUGGGAGAGAGCCUCUGAAUCUCCGGAGAUUAGUAAAAUCUACUAAUAGCUCCCCAACGACUUCGCUCAACAAAUUCAAUUCUCUUCCGAUCGGCAGCACUUUACUUCUCAGAAUCAGGAAAGCCGGUUCUAACUAUAUAUAUCUUGAGCUCAACUAUAGGCGAUCAGUCGUCUUUGUGAAACAUAUGCUACAGGGUUGGCAUCGGUGAUGUCUUUACAUUUAAAUAUGAAUAUGAUGAGUAAUUAGCUUAUGUAUAUCUCAUAUGUUUAAUAAAUGCUAUAUGUAAAUGAA
Molecule: messenger RNA, 915 nt
Organism: Drosophila simulans
Lineage: Eukaryota; Metazoa; Arthropoda; Insecta; Diptera; Drosophilidae
Exons: 3
Coding region: 124-600 (158 amino acids)
Source: RefSeq, a predicted model, not a curated record